AUGAAUCUGAGACACCCGCGUGGGGCAAAUUCUGCUAUAUCUCGACAUUGCCAAUAUCCUUGCCAAAAUGCAGAAGCCGAUAUUCAUCUGCGCACCCUCACUAGAUUUAUUCCUUUGGUUCGUGCUGAUGAGCUGAUGAUGGAGCUCUUCUUUUCGAAGGGUGAGAGCUGUGCACAGCCACUCGAAACAUGUUUUGUCAUACACAGAGAUAUCGCCAAGGCUGAUUUGGCGGUUGCGGGCUUAAGCAUUAGCUACAUCCGCGAACAAGUGAUUGACUUUACUAAACCGUUCCUCAACCUCGGUAUUAGUAUAUUGUUCAAGGUUCCAAAACGAGAAAAGCCCGGUCUGUUUUCGUUUCUGAAUCCGUUAGCCAUUGAAAUCUGGCUUUACGUCAUAGCCGCAUAUCUUGUCGUCAGCUUCACAAUUUUCAUCUUGGCCAGAUUUAGCCCCUACGAAUGGUAUAACCCACACCCGUGCAACCAGGACACGGACACAGUGAUGAACUCAUUCACGCUCUCGAACAGUUUCUGGUUCACCGUGGGGACGCUUAUGCAGCAGGGCUCGGAUAUUAAUCCGAGAGCUGUGUCCACUCGCAUUGUAGGUGGAAUAUGGUGGUUCUUCACUCUGAUUAUCAUAUCGUCAUACACUGCCAACCUAGCGGCGUUUCUUACUGUGGAAAGAAUGGUAUCGCCUAUCGAAAGUGCAGAAGACUUAGCAAAGCAAACAGAAAUAUCAUACGGAACACUUGAUGGUGGUUCAACAAAAACAUUCUUUAAAGAAUCCAAGAUAGAGACAUAUCAAAGAAUGUGGGCAUUUAUGGAGAGUCGUGAGCCGAGUGUAUUUACGAAGAACUACGAAGAAGGUAUCCAGAGAGUGCUAGAAGGAAACUACGCCUACCUCAUGGAAUCAACCAUGAUUGAUUAUAUAACGCAGCGAAAUUGUGAGCUCAUGCAAGUGGGUGGAUUGCUCGACACAAAAGGUUAUGGCAUAGGAACGCCAAUGAAUUCUCCUUAUCGGGACAAAUUGUCACUGGCGAUUCUAGAGCUUCAAGAAGGUGGAAAAAUCCACGUUCUGUACAACAAAUGGUGGAAAGCAACUGGCACAUGCAACAGAGACGAAAAUAAGAAAGAAUCCAAGGCCAAUGCUCUGGGAGUGGAGAACGUCGGCGGAAUAUUUGUAGUUCUCCUGGCCGGCCUGGCAUUAGCGGUUAUCGUUGCCCUGAUCGAGUUCACGUGGAGUUCAAAGCGAAAUGCUUCCGAGGACAGGGUUAGUAAGGUGUGCACCAAAAAAAGACUUCAUGAAAACUCAUCCUGCCAGAAAUCAUCCCAUUUAGUUUCAUGGUUUCCAGAGGACGAAGAAGAUGAGAGACAUAGAGGAAAACACAAGCGAAAAAAAGGAAAAAAAGAAAAAAUUAUAGUUAUCAUAUGA
This is a messenger RNA of Acanthosepion pharaonis, 1428 nucleotides long. NCBI's taxonomy places the organism in Eukaryota, Metazoa, Mollusca, Cephalopoda, Sepiida, Sepiidae. The record is from the annotation of a GenBank genome assembly.